Daucus carota subsp. sativus is the source of this 1890-nucleotide messenger RNA. RefSeq names its product aspartate--tRNA ligase 2, cytoplasmic. Gene Ontology annotation, molecular function: aspartate-tRNA ligase activity; RNA binding; ATP binding. Bases 118 to 1722 code for a protein of 534 amino acids. The transcript has 10 exons. Gene Ontology annotation, biological process: aspartyl-tRNA aminoacylation. Gene Ontology annotation, cellular component: cytosol; cytoplasm; aminoacyl-tRNA synthetase multienzyme complex. The record is from RefSeq and is a predicted model, not a curated record. NCBI's taxonomy places the organism in Eukaryota, Viridiplantae, Streptophyta, Magnoliopsida, Apiales, Apiaceae.
GCAAUACAAUGUUCGCUUAUACCGUAAGCACGAAGCAGCAAAGUCUCCCAUCAUCAUCAUCUCCAUUUCUCCCCCAAAUCGCAAAGCCCUAGUGUAAAACCCUAGCCACCUCCCAAAAUGGACCCACAAGAAGACCAAACCAAGAAGCCCUCCAAGAAGGAGGCCGCGAAAGCCGAGCGUCUCCGCCGCAAGCAAGAACUCGCCGCCGCAUCCGCCGCCGCCGCCGGCGUCUCCUCCGUCUCCAUCGACGAAGCCGACCCUCUCGCCUCCAAUUACGGCGAGAUUCCACUAAUUGAGCUGCAAUCCAAGUCUAUUGCCGUUCAGCAAUGGACCGAGAUCGGGUCGCUUGGAGAAAGCUUGAAAGAGUCGAGCGUGUUGAUCAGGGGAAGGGUCCAUAGUAUUCGAGCCGUGUCAAAGAAGAUGGUGUUUGUGGUUGUGAGAGAGAAGGGGUUCACGGUGCAGUGUGUGUUGACGGUGAAGCCGGAAGUUGUUAGUCUACAGAUGGUUAAGUUUGUCACAAAUUUGAAUAAGGAGUCGUUUGUCGAUGUCGAAGGAGUUGUCUCUGUUCCGGCUUCUCCGCUUAAGGCCACCACUCAGCAGGUGGAAAUUCAAGUUAGUAAGGUUUAUUGCGUCAACAAGGCUCUACCAACAUUGCCUAUAAAUAUUGAGGAUGCAGCUAGAAGUGAAUCGGAAAUUGAAGCGGCUUUACAGGCUGGUGAACAGUUUGUUCGUGUUAAUCAGGAUACCCGUUUGAACAACAGGGUUCUUGAUUUGCGCACACCUGCUAAUCAAGGGAUCUUUCGCAUCCAGUACCAAGUUGAAAAGAUUUUCCGGCACUUUCUGGAGGAUGAGGGUUUUGUUGGUAUCCAUACACCAAAAUUAAUGGGAGGCUCUAGUGAAGGUGGCUCAGCAGUUUUCAGGUUACAGUACAAAGGAGGGGUACCUGCUUGCUUGGCACAGUCACCUCAGCUUCACAAGCAAAUGUCAAUCUGUGGUGAUUUUGCGCGUGUUUUUGAAGUUGGUCCAGUUUUUAGGGCCGAGGACUCUUUCACACACAGACAUUUAUGUGAGUUUACCGGACUUGAUGUUGAGAUGGAGAUUAAGCAACACUAUUCUGAGGUUAUGGAUAUUGUGGAUCGGCUUUUUGUUGCAAUGUUUGACCAUUUGAAACAAAAUUGCCAAAAAUUGCUUGAAGCAGUUGGGAAGCAAUACCCAUUUGAGCCUUUAGUGUACUUGCCAAAAACUCUCCGACUCACAUUUCAAGAAGGGGUUCAGAUGUUAAAGGAAGCAGGGGUUGAAGUUGAUCCCCUUGGUGACCUUAACACAGAGGCUGAAAGAAGACUUGGACAGCUUGUUUUUGAAAAGUACAAAACUCAGUUCUAUAUACUUCACCGCUAUCCAUUAGCUGUUCGACCAUUCUAUACUAUGCCUUGCCCGGAUGAUAAUGCAUAUAGCAAUUCAUUUGAUGUCUUCAUUCGAGGAGAAGAAAUAAUAUCAGGAGCUCAGCGUGUCCAUGUUCCUGAGUUUUUAGAAGAACGUGCAAAAGCUUGUGGGAUAGAUGUCAAGACAAUAUCAACAUAUAUUGAUUCAUUUAGGUAUGGCGCUCCUCCCCAUGGAGGGUUUGGAGUGGGAUUGGAGCGCGUGGUGAUGCUGUACUGCAACCUCAACAACAUCCGCAAGACAUCACUUUUUCCACGUGACCCACAAAGGAUUGCUCCUUAAAAUUUUCAGAUAUUCUUUAUCAAGCCAUUUGGCUUUUCUUAUAUUUCAAUUCUGGAGUUUGCUGGAUUGCAUAUCAUUGAAAUGUUAAGCAUAUUUAACUAUGUAGAAGCCCUGCACGGGGAUCUAUAGCGUAAUAUUUAUUUUAUAAGCUAAACCUUUAUUUUGUUA